Messenger RNA from Scleropages formosus (Asian bonytongue), 5409 nucleotides. It is a transcript of the gene dgke, whose product is annotated as diacylglycerol kinase, epsilon. Gene Ontology annotation, molecular function: ATP-dependent diacylglycerol kinase activity. The record is from RefSeq and is a predicted model, not a curated record. Lineage: Eukaryota; Metazoa; Chordata; Actinopteri; Osteoglossiformes; Osteoglossidae. The transcript is spliced from 11 exons. Gene Ontology annotation, biological process: phospholipase C-activating G protein-coupled receptor signaling pathway. Bases 703 to 2439 code for a protein of 578 amino acids. Gene Ontology annotation, cellular component: membrane.
UUUAUUUUUGGGAUAAAUGACAGCGAAAUGACGGCGAAAGCCGCGCGUAGUCGGACCCGCUUGGCCUUUGAUUUAUCACCUUACAAAGGAUUAAGCCUCACAGCGAGCAGCGGGAAGCGGUUACGUCACAAUUUCCGAUUCCGUCCAUUGGACAGAUUGAGGAUUACGUCACAGUCGUCUCGUUCCCUUAUCUGUGAACUGUGUGGAUGGUGAACGUGUGUUUAUGUCAUCGCUUAGAGAAAUAGCCAUUAGCUUCUCUGCUUGUUCGUCUGCUGUAUGUUGUAAUUUCUCCGGACGUCGCGCACAUGUUUUUUUUUUUUUUUAUUAAAAAAAAACUUGGACUUUUAUUUUUCUGUUUUCAUCGCGAGACACUCCAAGUACGUCACACUUUCCGGGAGAUAAGUAGCCGAGCGGAAAAUGCCACCAGGCUUCUCGACUCAUCUCGGGGAAGCUGCUAUCGACUCGUGCUCGCCGAUCUCCCCGCUUCAUCCACCGCCCGUUUGCCGGUCUUGCCGUUGGGGUCUCAUUUGAGCAUGUGCGCUUUUCCUGUAGCUCGCUAGCUAACCCAGGCAUGCGGCACGGAAACGCCGCGCGCAACACCAGCAACAGCGCUAAAGGCUAAAAAAGGCGCGGACAACCGCGCGCGACGCAUCUCCAACGUUCCGCUUGCGUGACAGCAGCGCGGGCGGCGCCGUCGCUGGGAUGAUGGAGGUGGAAGAAGGCGGUGACCGGUCGAGCGCGGCGGAGCCCCGCGACGAGUGGCAUCUGCUCACGUGGACCUUCCUGGCAGUGCUGGUACCGGUGCUGCUCACGCUCUGGUGCAGCGUGCAGCGCUCCAAGCGCGCGGUGCUCAUGAAGGAGGUGUUCCGCAAGAGCAAGCACGACUGGCGCUACACGGACCUCUUCAGCAAGCCCACCUACUGCUGCGUGUGCUGCCAGCACGUGCUGCGCGGCGCUUUCUGCGACUGCUGCGGCGUGUGCGCGGACGAGCGGUGCCUGAGGCGCGCGGACCGCGCGCUGCCUUGCAAGGAGGUCGUGGCCCCGGCGCGCGACGACGGCUCGCUCGCGCACCACUGGGUGCGGGGCAACGUGCCGCUCUGCAGCUACUGCGCCGUGUGCAAGCAGCAGUGCGGAACGCAGCCCAAGCUGUGCGACUUAAGGUGUAUCUGGUGUCAGACAGUGGUGCACGAUGACUGCAAGCCCAAUCUGGAAGAUGAGGGCCGGUGUGAUCUGGGUGAAUUCCGUACCCUCAUCAUCCCGCCGCAUUACCUUCACCACAUCAACAAGCUGCGCCGGCGACACCCAGACGAGUACUGCAAGCUGGCAGCUCUCUGUGGCAGUGGAUGGACUCCAGUGCUGGUCCUGGCCAACACACGCAGUGGGAACAACAUGGCAGAGGCUUUGCUGGGGGAGUUCCGCAUGCUCCUGAACCCGGUCCAGGUGUUUGACCUGACCAAGAUGCCUCCAGGCAGGGCCCUACAGCUCUGCACCUUGCUUCCACCGGGAAGCGUGCGUGUGCUCGUGUGUGGUGGCGACGGUACGGUCGGCUGGGUGCUCGACGCCAUCGACACUAUGAAGCUCAAGGGUCAGGAGGUGUUCAUUCCACGGGUGACCAUCCUGCCUCUGGGCACGGGGAACGAUUUGUCCAACUCGCUGGGCUGGGGGGCAGGCUAUGCUGGAGAGAUUCCUGUGGAGCAGGUGUUGAGGAACAUUCUAGAUGCUGAGGUCGUCAGUAUGGACAGGUGGAAAGUUCAAGUUGCUUCGAAAGGCUACUAUUUUCGGAAACCAAAAGUUCUCUCAAUGAAUAACUAUUUUUCUGUGGGACCUGAUGCUCUGAUGGCACUGAAUUUUCACGCCCAUCGUGAAAAAACGCCCUCGUUCUUCUCCAGCCGUAUUAUCAACAAGGCUGUGUAUUUCCUGUAUGGUACCAAAGAUUGCUUAGUGCAAGAAUGCAAAGACCUGGAUAAGAGGAUUGAGCUUGAGCUGGAUGGUGAGCGGGUGAACCUGCCCAGCCUGGAGGGGAUUAUCGUAUGUAACAUUGGCUACUGGGGAGGGGGCUGUCGACUCUGGGAGGGCAUGGGCGAUGAACCGUGUCCGCCAACUCGACUGGAUGAUGGGCUCCUGGAGGUGGUAGGGGUCUAUGGGUCCUUCCACUGUGCCCAGAUCCAGGUGAAACUGGCCAACCCGGUGCGACUGGGCCAAGCCCACACUGUGCGGCUGGUGCUGAAGAGCUCCCGGAUGCCCAUGCAGGUGGAUGGGGAGCCCUGGGCUCAAGGUCCUUGCACCAUUACCAUCACGCACAAGACCCAGGCACUCAUGCUAUACCACAGCGCGGAGCAGACUGAUGAUGAGGAGGACGACUCCAGUGGCUCUGAGGCUGAUACACCAGACACCCCCAAAACUGUUCCCAAAUUGCCAGGGCUAGCCAACUCUCUCUAGCCACCCUUGAGUGCCGCCUUCCCCAGCCAGCCUACCCUACGUCUGCCACUCCGGUCUUAUGCCGUGUAAGUUAAAACUGCCCUUCUGUAUCUUCUCACGCCACGCUCCCAGGAUGUUCGGUCAUAGGAGUCGAGGAGUCCUCUCAAGUCACCAACGGAAAAGUCUUCUCAACUGAGGCUGGUGCUGCGCAGAUGUAAGAGUUUGAUUUGCACUGAUGAUUGCCGUUGUUGCCAUGAGGUCGUUGUGUCCUGAUCAGGAAUGUGAAUCUGGCCACUUAGCUGCUAUUGACUGCAGAGGGAAUGGUGACCUUUGAACUUAUGUUAUCGAAAGCUGCCAUUAUCUGGCAAGUUAUGAAAAUGACUUCUAGAUCACAGGAACUUCCUCUUGUUAGGACUUAUAGGAUGGUUAUGUGUUGAUACUUGCUAGGCAGAAAUGUAACACUGGAGAUUUUUGAGUCUUACAUUCAUCAUGUUGAAACCCGAGUCUUAUGCUUGGAACACAUUAACCAAACUUUCAACUCCUCCUUUCUGUCCACCUCGUGAUGAUGUGAUCUCACAUGUAUAAGCAGUUUGAGAGUGAGGUGGAUUGUUACUCCAAAUCAGCUGCAAAGCGCUUUAGUUGGAUCACUUGGUAGACAAAAGUGUGGUCAGAACUGCUGCCCGCUGUCAUUUUUGCUGAUUUCAAAGCACUGACACAGGAAAGAAGUGGCCUCUUGUUUACAGGUAAAAUUAGUUUCUCCCCUCAAUUUGAAAAUGCAGAGUUUACACAAUGUAUAAACUUAAUGAUUAUCAAAAGUAUUAUGGAUUAUAUAUUUAUAUGGCUUUUAAUUAGUAAAUUAUGUCCUAGUUUUUAGGAUAUAUUUCCCAGGAUUAAAAAAAAAAAAAAAUCAAGCAGCAAUGUAAGCAUACGGUAAGAUUUAGUGAGAGAAAUACCAACAGCAGUUUGAAAAAGGUUUGUCAAGUUCAUUGUUAUGUGUAUUUAUUACAGGUGUACAUUGCACAAUGAAAUUCUUCCUUGUGUGUCUGUUCGAGACUGCAAAAGCUGUAACUACACACCAGGCAAUAAAUUCAAGGACAUUAAAUAAAGCGCCAAUAAACAGACAAUGAAUAUGAUGCAGUUUGACAGUGUUAAGUGCGAUUGCGUAACUGAAAAAUAAAUGGGGAAUAAGAAGGUUUAUAAGAUGCGGUGCCAUUUAUUACAGGUAGUCCUUGACUUACAACAGAGUGCUGUUCCAAUGACUCAGUUGUAAGGGAACUUCAUUAGUUGAAGUUCCUUGAUACUGUACCAUAUGAACUCUAAGGAUGUAUAAGCAAUUAGCAUGCACAAAAUAUUACGUUGUGUAAUGGAUAAAUGAAUGGACAGAUUUUCGCUUUUAUUUUGAAGUUUUCUUUUUACUUUCACUUUCGCUUUUUUGCCAUUGUCAGAACACUUGCUUUUUUUGUUUGCAAGCAGUUUUAAAUAAAAGUAACUAAGAGAAUCAUACCUAAAUACUUGCAAACAAACGGCACCUAAACGGUAAGAAAUACUUGUCUUGUGGCAGCGUAACCGGUUAACGUUACCGUACGGCAGAUGCAGCAGUCCCCGUUAAUAAAACCAAUGGGACGGUUGUAAGUCGUGAAUAUCGUAAGUUGAGGACUACCUGUAGGGGUGCGGUGUGUUUACAGUAUCUGUGCAGUCUUAGUCUUGAAUGACCUAUAAGGGUGCCGGUGCCGGCGUUGGCGUUUUUCUUUUUCUGUCACUUUGCAGAGUCCCUGUAAAAGUAUUUAAAUUCAUCUCAAUGUUGUAUUUUGUGAUUGUUUUUCUGUUUCUUACUAUAUCAUCACUGUAAUGCCCUUUGCUGCAGUCUGCAAAUUUACAUUUAGACAUUCACACUCCUGUUUGUCGUGAGCUGUCAAAGUCGAUUUAAUAAGCCUCUCGUUUAGUCUCAUUGCGCAGAAACGGCAGCAGAUGUGCCCAUAUAAAUGUACCCUACGAAUAAAUAAAUAGCUGAUUCCUCAGUUGUAUGCAGAGGUUCUUUCAAAAUUUGUUUAAAUGCUAUGUAUGCAGAUUUCCCCCCCCCCCCCAUAAAUUUAUUUUGGUUUCUUUUCGUUGUGCUGUUCCUAGGCAUUGUCGGCUUCUAUAUCAGUCAUACUUGAUGGAUGAUUUGACAGUCGCUCUUUGGAAUAACACCUAAAGUUGCCAAUUCCAACCUGCUGAUUUGAAAAUGUGAAUUUCAGUUUAUUUUUUUGCUUUCAUGUAGCAGUUUCUCCAGAAAUAACUUUCAGAACAAGGUGGAAGAUGUAGAAACAGUAUUUUCUGAUCUGCAUUAUAUAAAUUAGUACUGGAUGCUGCAUAUGGAAGUAGAUGCCGUGUAAAAUGUGUCCGUAGGGGGCACGUGAAUGAUGUUUGGAAGUAGGGAAGCUGUUUCCAUACCCCUGCCUCCCUCGUACUGUGCACUGUAACCAUAGUUUACUGUAAUAUGCCUCUUUAUUCAUUAAAUGUUCCUCAGUUAAAAGCUGACAAAACCAUUUAGCCAGGAACAAAAUUCAAGCACAAAGUAUAGAUUUCUCCCACUAAAUUUGUUUGCUUUUUUUAUGUCAGCCAGAAAUUGAAUUGUUAAGCUUUGCCUAUUAUGAUGAUGACUAUAACAAGAGUAAAUGAAACUGCCAAAGAGUUUUUGGUCAAACAGGGUGACGUUCAUCAAAUAUAAGGAAAUGUAAACAAAUUAAUUUCAAAAAUAAUUUUGUCACCAGAUAAACUACAUUAACUCAGGUGUUUCAGAUGAAGAAACAUUAAUUUUUGCAUUGCAUUCGACUUUAAAGACUUCUGAACGCACAUAACUGUUAGCCAUGACAUGUUGAUUGUUGGAGUGAUUAAAUAUUAACAGAUUUUUGGGAACAACCCAUAAUGUAUAUUUUUAAAUGUAACAUGCUGUGUGUUACCUACCUUUAUAUGUUUAAAUUAUGAUGGAUAUCGCGUACAUUAUUUUGU